Molecule: messenger RNA, 1153 nt
Organism: Hemiscyllium ocellatum (epaulette shark)
Lineage: Eukaryota; Metazoa; Chordata; Chondrichthyes; Orectolobiformes; Hemiscylliidae
Gene: ccdc107
Product: coiled-coil domain containing 107
Exons: 6
Coding region: 32-949 (305 amino acids)
Biological process (GO): protein localization to cell surface; synaptic transmission, cholinergic
Cellular component (GO): intracellular membrane-bounded organelle; neuron projection; neuronal cell body
Source: RefSeq, a predicted model, not a curated record
AAGGCGGUGGUGGGAGGAUUCCCACACGGUCAUGACAGGCCGGGCUAGGCCACAGCGGCCUGGGCUGACCAUGUCGCUCAGCCAGCAAGUGGCACUGGUCCUGUGUCUCUUUAUCGGUGUCUUUCUGGUGAUUCCGAGAAUGCUGGGGACGCCUCGCAGCGGGAAAGAGGCGGCGGGCCGGGCUCCGUCAGCGGGCCAUCGUCCCCCAGUUCCUGGAAGACGCCAGCCACUGGUUGCACAAUCCCAAUCCAAUAGUCCCAAAGGACAGCCUAAUCUCAGGAUGAAAAGUACAAAUCAAAAGGAAAUGAAUAGUGACAAGACUCAGGGCAGAAACAAAGGAUUUGUUUUCCAGUUAAUGCCACUUUAUGCAAUAGGAAUAAGUGUAUAUGCAGUUUACAAACUUGUGCAGAUAAAAUACAAUGAAAAUGAAAAAGUAAGCAAAGAGAAAAACAAGGAGAUUGACAAAAAGAGGAAAAAUACAGAAAAUCAGCUUUCUGAACUGGAGAUACGUUUGGCACAGACAGAGAGAAUGCUGGACUCAUUAGUAAAAGAACUAGAUCCACUCACCAGCUGUGUUGAUGCUGUGGCCUCUGAGCAGAAGAAUGAAAUUAUGACACAGCUUCAGCAAUUAAGGCAGCUGAUGAAAGAGAGACAGGCACCCAAUAUUGAUGAAAAUGUAACACUCAUCACUGAGGAUGAAGAACAUAUCGAGGACAUUGAGUCAAAGGCACAAAUGUCUGAAGAUCUGAUCUCUGCAGAGAGUGAAGAAGACAUGCUAGAUGAUGUUGACCCAAUAAUUGGCAAAGUACCAUUAUGUGACGAGGUUGAAUUGAGUAGCAUUUCCACAGCAGACGCUGAGAGUGAUUUUGAAGUUGAUGCAGAUUUGCCAGAAACUCAUGAACCCGUAGAGUUAAGAAGGCGCAAUAAAAUGAAUGAGUUUGGGAAAUAAAUCGCUAAUCAUCCCUGUAUAUUCAUACUUUAUCCAUUACUUGAUUCACUUUGCUUAUUGUGUGGUUUUAUAGAAAUAUUAUUUCCAUGAUACUUGUUACUAUUUAAAACAGAUUAAAAUAGACAUUGACCUAAUAUAUUCAAAAGCAUUGACACAUCAGGAAAUUGGUUUUAGUUAGUUAGAAUUUACUUGUUCCAUAUAGUU